AUGAUAUCAUUUCACAAAUAUAAUACCAGAGGAAAUUAUCUUUAUGUUCGAAGCUCGAAUGAUACAUCUUCUAAUAAGUAUUAUGUUAUUAAAGACGGAUUUGGUAUUGACAGUUGUAAUAUAACAAAGUCUGAAGUCGAUGAUAAUAUAUUUCGUUUAAAUGAGGUCGACUGGUUGAUUAAACGAACGCGGAAUCAUUAUUCUGUAUUAGGUUGCUUUUGGUUUGGAGUUGCCAUUACAUUUACUAUUAGUGUUGCUGGAACAAUAUUUGAAUAUCGUCAAAAGGAUUAUUUUAAAGGUGAACCACGAUGUGUUCGUUAUUGUCAAACCAUCAUUCGUUUUCUUCGAUCAUUCGUAUACAAAUCUUGUGUUGUUCUACCGUCGUUAUUUCUAUUUGCAUUUGACUAUACAACGCCUUGUCUUAAAUUGCGUGCGUCGAUAAUAACGCGUCUUAUUAUGGAAGAAAUGAUCAUAUUUAGCGCCAUUUUUACAGCAGCAUUCGGUUUGUUAACUAUCGAUUUGUUCUUGGAAGGAAUAUCCAAUCGUCCAAAUGCAACUUGUUCUAAGAUAGAUAAAUGUCCUCAAUGCGGACGGUGUCUCGUUUUCAUAAUCAUAGGUCUCCUGCUUUUGAUCAUUUUAUUAAUGUUAUUCCUGUAUAUAAUGCAAAUGAUGUUCACAGUAAUGUCUCAGAUUGAUUCUGUGCUCAUUACGCUUAAUGUUGUUUUAAGUAUAAUAAGUAACUGUCCGUGCUGUAGAUGAAUAUUAGAGAUUUUUUUGUCAAUGAUACUGUAUGAUUUGCUAGUAUUUGAAUAAAAAGUAUGAAGCUCGAUGUAAACUUGGCGAUCUGCUUUUGAAAUUUCUGCUUUGGAUUUUCGACACAUCGAAAUUGCAACGGAAUUGCUGCGAAUUUACAAAUUCCGAUGGAAUUGGAUAAUAUUUAUUAAAUCAGAAGAACAAAUAUAAAAUUAAUAAUGUAAUAAUUUAUGUUAGGUUUUUUGUAUUUUUAAUCAAUAUUUUCUUCUCACUCAUUAUAGCUAUGAAUAAUUGUCAGAUAUCAUGCUUCUGAACAGAUCUUUUUGUAGGGUUCAUUUACUUUUGUAUAUAAUUCUUUAAAAAAGGUUUUUACUAUUAGAAAAUAGUGAUCAUAUAGUUAAAUGAGGAAACAGAGUUUGAUAAAAAACCGCACCCUAGAAGAUCGACAAAAAAUGUUUUCCAAUCAACGAAUCGUAUCUAGCACAGAAUUUUGGAGCAUAGUGAGGAUACCGAGGAUAGUGAAGAUACUAUCUCCACUACCAUGACCAUCCUCCAUAUCCGACACUUCCCACUUCCCUGACUAUCUUCACCAUUGAUCUCCAAGAAUCUCGAUUACUUUGACUAUGUUCAAGUUUAACGGGCAAAUAAUGAGCAGUUUAAAUGUCAUAAUGAUCCAAUUUGCAGCCGAUUUUUUUGCUAUAUUAGUGACGAUCUGGAUUGGAUCUUAUUGUUUUUGAUCAAGCAUAAGCAAUAAUCAAAUAUUAAAUGAAAGAUUAUAUCGUUCUAUAUCAUACAAUCUUGUAUCUGUCUCAGCUACCUGAUCUUACACUUGAUUAAUUCCGUCGCCAAAGGAGUAGUAUCGAUAAGUAGGUUUUUCGUUUCAAAAAAUUUCCGAUUGAAAGUCACAUAUUUGGAAUCAGCGUCGAAUUCUGAACAAAAUGGCCGAUUCAGAUUUUUUCCCGGCUGUCUGAAAUGCUUUGUUACCGUAAUGUUUUGGUAAUUUUAACGCCCGUUGUAGCCGUUCGUAAAUCCACUGCAGCUGCGUGAAAAGGCAUUACAGACAUUCAGGAGACGUCUUAUUGUG
This is a messenger RNA of Didymodactylos carnosus, 1837 nucleotides long. The record is from the annotation of a GenBank genome assembly. NCBI's taxonomy places the organism in Eukaryota, Metazoa, Rotifera, Eurotatoria, Philodinida, Philodinidae.